AUGUCUGAAUCAGAACAAAUUGUCCCAGCAACACACCUACAGGAUUCAGAAGGCUUCCACACACCUAGCGCUCGUGUCUAUACUUCCUACGACCCUACGAAUCCUCCAUCCCAUCCGGGGGAAAAUUGGACUCGCUUUGUAUGCAUCAGCGAUACCCAUUCUCGUACUUUCAGUGUUCCCUCUGGGGAUGUCCUCCUUCACUCUGGUGACCUCAGUCGGUUAGGACGGGAAGAUGAGAUUCGUGUUACGAUAGAGUGGUUGCAUACUUUGGACCAUGGCGUUAAAAUUAUUAUAGCAGGAAACCAUGACCUACCUCUUCACGAGGAGUGGUACGAGGACAGUUAUCACGGCUUCCACGACAAGAAGGAGUCACCAACCACCAUCAGAAGUCUCGUCGACAGUGAUGCAAAUCGUGAUCGAGGCCUAAUAUAUUUGCAGGACGAACGAUACGCUUUCAGCACUAAGGAAGGUGGAAGGGAGUGGUCUGUGUAUGGCUCUCCGGCAAAUCGCGCUUCCGCAAUACCUGAGGUCGACAUCCUUCUCACUCAUGGCCCUCCGCAUAACAUUCUAGAUAAAACCUUUACCAAUGUCAAUGCUGGGUGCCCUGCCCUGCUCGCACACCUUUCCGAGAUGCGGGGGCCUCCGCUUCUCCACGUCUUCGGUCAUAUACACGAAGCACGUGGCGCUAUGCGGUAUCCCUGGACGCAGGUGGAAGAAGACCAAGAUUCUUCGAAUGCCGAAUCCACACCCCCUCUGGGAACGAGAGACACCAUAAUGGUGAAUGCAGCUAACCAGCCUCUCGGGCGUCAGGCCAUUAAACCUGGACCAGGUGGUCAGAGGAUUCCAUGUGGUGGUCCAGGCUUUCAACCCAUCAUUGUUGACCUAUUGGACUCAGCUAUGCGACCAGAAAUGUAAACGACUACGACAUCCCCCCUGUAAUACGACGACCUGCAUGAUAAGAGAGUUCUAUCACUUAUAGACGACCUACGCUACACACCAGCUUGAUUACCAAGGUGUUUUGAUAACAUUGAUCAUACUGUCAGUCGCCAUGACAAGUACCAGUUCGAGACCCAUAGUUGGAGAGUUGUGAUCCAAAGGAUGA
This is a messenger RNA of Suillus subaureus, 1102 nucleotides long. Its product is annotated as Metallo-dependent phosphatase-like protein. The transcript is spliced from 6 exons. Gene Ontology annotation, molecular function: hydrolase activity. The coding region runs from base 1 to 915 and encodes 304 amino acids. Lineage: Eukaryota; Fungi; Basidiomycota; Agaricomycetes; Boletales; Suillaceae. The record is from RefSeq and is a predicted model, not a curated record.